Molecule: messenger RNA, 1472 nt
Organism: Filobasidium floriforme
Lineage: Eukaryota; Fungi; Basidiomycota; Tremellomycetes; Filobasidiales; Filobasidiaceae
Exons: 7
Coding region: 1-1026 (341 amino acids)
Source: RefSeq, a predicted model, not a curated record
AUGAGCGACUACUCGGGCAAGUCUCGCACCACGAGCGACCACUCGGAUUACUCGAAAUAUCAAUCGGAUUACUCGAAAUGUCGAUGGUAUAUUGUCGACGUCGACAGCACCGUCGCCCUUCCACUCAAAGUUGAAACUUUAAGAGGUCCUUGGAUGGAUGUAGAUCGAGAUCCUAGGAAGAAGGCAAAAGAGACUGCAGGAGAUGCGGUCGUCAACUAUGAAAGCUACAUCAUCAGUUCCUUACAUCUGCUCAACCUACUGUCCCACUGGCCAAGCGGAGCAUCCGUUGCCCAUUUCGCCUCCAAAGCCGUCUCGAAUGAGGCCUUUUACCAUUUAUCUAUCACCCAUCUGCUUGCCAGUCAAAUCAGGGUGACACAAAACAACUACAGAUAUGCAGUUGCUCUGUGGUCCACCCACUACUCCUGUAUUGGCAAGUUCUUUGGUGACAUUCUUGAAAAGCUAGUCUUUGAGAUCUUUGACAGAAAGCGAAGAAGACAAGCAGGUGGCCACUGGGACCGAGUCAGCUCGGACGAUAUCCGAAGGGAGCUUGGAGAUCUGGGUGCUAUCCCUCAUGCCAGCUUGCAGGAAAAUCUUACCCGUUUCGUUGUGCGGGUACAUAAGAUCCUCAAGAUGCAGGCGAGAGGAACACCCGACAAGCGCAAAAAAGCACAGAUACUCGAGGACCUUGGAUUUUCUCAAAUCACAACGACCACCGUUUGCCUUGACUUCGUGCUGUGGCAAAUUCGACACCCCGCUACUUCCCAGAAGUAUCUUCUCGAAAUCUUCGCUCUAUUCGGUAGGCAGCAUAUGCGCUUGCCGAUCGUUUUGGACGCCUACUACAGGGAGUUACCACCUUGGAUGAUUCACCAUUCCAGAGUUGUGUGCGAAGAUCAGCAGUCUGAGAGGUGGUAUCAAAUGGUAGGGGCGCUCCUGAUAGACUACAGGAAUCUCUCUCCAGACGCCAAUCUAAACCUUCAGCAUCUCAACCGUCUGUACAAGAAGUUCUAUCUAUGUCCUUUCCUGUAAUUGCAUUCUUAUGAUAAUGUAAUAAUAUCCUAUGUAGAUAGUGGCAAUCGAGGCCGAGCGUCGGCGGGAUACGCCUUUCGAACUAUCACAUGAUCUGAGCUAAUUCGGGCGGUCCACGGAAGUGAGAUUUGCCCCAGGUGAGAUACCAUACGAUCGCCAGCACUGCGAACCCGAUAUACACCGCCGCAGCAUCUGUCGAAUCAUGCAGAUGAGAAGGGCUUAGCGUAUAGAGGGGCAUCUGCGGUGAUCGAACUCGCUUACAGUUCAUGGUAUUUGCCAGGACCGGGAUAGUCGUAGGGAAGCUCAACAGCGGAAUAGCGAAGACAUACCAGGCGAUCGUGAUCCUAGAACCGACAGCGAAAAGCAUAUCAGCUCAUCUCCGAUAGACGAAACCGGAGGCUAAACCUCGUCCAGGCCGACAUACACGUUGCAGAACAUGCCGAAUC